This is a messenger RNA of Schistosoma rodhaini, 1881 nucleotides long. The record is from the annotation of a GenBank genome assembly. NCBI's taxonomy places the organism in Eukaryota, Metazoa, Platyhelminthes, Trematoda, Strigeidida, Schistosomatidae.
UAUAAGUCGAAACAAACAUUUGAUCACUACGAUUAUUAUCAUAGUAAAGGUGACCAAUAGUUUGAAAUGGUUCAGUCAACAUUCAAGUCGAAUGAAUAAAUGUUACACGGUGUCUGUUGUUUUGUUUCUUUAUUGCAACGAAUGAUUUUCAUUCCCUUUUUUUACUCCUUUUAAUUUUUAUGCAGAUUAUAUGUAUGAAAUCAGUAAUCAAUAUAUGGAAUAUUAAUUUCAACGAUGAAUAGUAAUAAUAAUAAUAAUAGUAAUCCAUUAAAUUAUUACCGAGAGACCAAUUUCGCUCACCGUCAGGAUAUAUGUUUUAGUGAUUUGAAUAAUAAUUCAUGGAAAUGGGAUCUGUUGAAUAUAUCAUCUAAUUUAUUCAGAGUAGAGGCGAUCAAAUCAACAAGUCAAUCAUUAUCAAUACAUUCUUCAAUGAGUGACCCAACAUUAUAUCCAGUUGAAAAUUUUGAAAAUGCCAAUACAAAUUUGGAGAAAACAAUUAAAGAGAAAGGUAUUUUUAAUGAAUUAUCAAUACAAAAGAAUCCUGAAUAUGUCAAUCAAUCUAAUAACAAUAAUAAUAAUAAUAAUAACCAACCAAUUGAUUUAACAAUGAACCAUCAUCAACACCAUCGUCAUGAGAAUCAAUUAAGUUAUGAGCAUACAACAUCAUUGUUUCAUUCAAAAAUGAAAUAUAAUACAAAUGAACAAUAUAUCAAUAGAAUAUGUCCUGAUAAUUCAAAUCAAAAUGUUUCUGUAAUACUUCCAUGUUUAUUAUGUAAAAGUAUUCAACAAUCUCCAUAUCAGUUAUUAAAUCAUUUAGAAAAUAUUCAUCAAAUCAAUUCAAAUCAAUUUACAACUGAACAUAGAAAUGGUGAAAAUAUUCCAGAUACACAAAUUAACAUUGAACGACAACAACAACAACAACAACAGCAGAUGGAUUCAUCAUUAAAACACCCCUAUACAAAUCAUAAAUUAGUUAUUACUGAUCAGUUAACAAGUAAUCUGUAUAAAUAUUCGAAAAAUUUUACAAAUUAUUUCAAUCUAUUUAAUUUUAUGUAUAAAAAUUUAUUAUAUUCUCAUCCUAAGAAGAUUAAUGAAGCGGAAACAAUCAUAUCCAAUUAUUUAGUACCACUUAAAAAUGUAAAAAGCCAUUUAGUCCCUCAUGAAACUGAUCAGUUGGUACAAGUUGAACCCUUUUCUAAUGUUAAUCUUAAUCAAUUAAGUAUGUUGAAUGAAAAUAAUCAAUCAAAUGUGUUAUGUUUUCAUCAGAAUAAUUCAGUCAAUGAAAAUGUUAUAUCCUAUGAAUUAUCUUUAAAUAAAAAUUCAUUUUAUUAUUUAAAUAAGGAUAAAAGGCCUAUCAAACCAUACAAAGCAACUUAUCAUUCUAAAGAUAUUUCAGAGCAGACUUCUUAUCCGAAUCGAAAUCUUUUUAAUCCAAUUAACAAUACUAAUGAAAAUAAUAGUACUGUGGUGAAAAAACAAACAUCCAAAUUAAUAACUCAUUUAAGACGUGAUAUAUGUGAAUAUUGUGGUAAAAUAUUUCGAAAUUGCAGUAAUUUAACUGUACAUCGACGUAUACAUACAGGUGAAAAACCAUAUCAUUGUAAUAUAUGCACAUAUUCAUGUGCUCAAUCGUCAAAAUUGACAAGGCAUAUGAAAAUACAUAGUAAGCAACAAAACACUUGCAAAUUAAAAACAUCUAAUUCUGAAUAUUCAGUGAAACAUUUAAACAAAACAAAAUUUAAUGGUAAUCAGUGUAAUAAAAGUUUAACAUCACAUAAAUAUGAACAUCAUUUAGAAGCAUGUAAAUACGUUAUAUGAAAACUGAUGAAAACAUGAGUAUGGUUUCCUGUUGACCACUUCCAACCACCAUCUUAUCUCAAC